UUUCAGACCCCAUCAGCUGUUCAGAAGAUAAAACAGCUUCUUAAGGAUAAACCUGAGCAUGUAAGUGUGAAAGUAGGUGUUCGUACAAGAGGAUGCAAUGGACUUUCUUACACAUUAGAAUAUACAAAAUCAAAAGGAGAAUCUGAUGAAGUAGUAGUUCAAGAUGGCGUUAGAGUGUUUAUUGAGAAGAAAGCACAGUUGACGCUUCUAGGAACUGAAAUGGACUAUGUAGAAAACAAACUGACCAGUGAAUUUGUCUUCAAUAAUCCAAAUAUCAAAGGAACAUGUGGCUGUGGGAAAGCUUUAACAUAUGAAAUCUCAGGACUAUUACUUUGUCUUUGAACACCACAAAACGCUUGCUGACUAUUUGACUUUCAAAAGCAUAUGUGUUUUCUUCAGGUUCCUAGGCUGUGUAAGGUGUGGAUGCCUUUAAGGAAAAUAAUGUUAAUUCAUUUUAAAAAUCUAAAUUGUGUGUUAAAUUCCACCACUGAUGUAUUUAUGCUGUAAUUUGUGAUGAAUUGGGAUCCAGAGUGUAAAAGAGUAAGUGCUGCAGCAUUUCUGUAUUUUCAUAUAUGAAAGAAAAUCUCACUGUUCUUUUCCUUUGUCAUUUUCUUUGUCCUCUCCCCUCAUACUUCCUAAUCCAAAACCCAUUAGCAAAAAUAUAUUGCCUAUGUAUUCUGCUUUGAUUUGAAAUGCCAUUUAUAUGUUUGUGUGUUUAUAGAUAUUUAUAUAUACAGACACACACUCAGCUCAGAAUUUGUUAUGAUUAUGUAGAUGUGUAUUGUAUUUUAUUAGGUUUCAGAUGCUUUUGUGUUUCUGUGUAUAGGUUUUCUAGUGGUUUAUUUUCCCACACAUCUAGGGAAGUCCAAAAAAGAAGUACAUGUGCUAUUUUGUUACCACUUCAAAAUGUGCUAACCCAAUCCAGUACUUUGCCUUGUUGAAGGCACAGUCCAUGAUGUAGUUCUAAAGUGGUUUUCAAGAACGGUAAGUUAAAAUAUAUUCAGACAUAGAUGUAUUAAAGCAGAAUACACAUGGGCCUUGUUUCUCAUAUUUCUGUUGUUUCUCUUCACCUUGCUUGACUUAAAUUGCAAAACUGCUUUCAAACUCCGAUUCCCAGUGUUCACAGAAUAUGUGUAUUCUUCUAUGCUAUCUGUGUACCAGAAGAUAUGAAGGUCUCUGAUGGAGGAAGGAAUCUUGGAAUUUUCAUUAGCUUUUUGUAGUCAUGUUUGUUACUAAUUUUGUUAAAGUUUGACUUUUAUUUAGCAACUGUGUAGGACCCAAG
Messenger RNA from Tinamus guttatus (white-throated tinamou), 1282 nucleotides. The record is from RefSeq and is a predicted model, not a curated record. NCBI's taxonomy places the organism in Eukaryota, Metazoa, Chordata, Aves, Tinamiformes, Tinamidae.